Cynara cardunculus var. scolymus (artichoke) is the source of this 1779-nucleotide messenger RNA. Its product is annotated as WD-40 repeat-containing protein MSI4-like. Gene Ontology annotation, molecular function: histone binding. Gene Ontology annotation, biological process: regulation of gene expression. The record is from RefSeq and is a predicted model, not a curated record. The transcript has 15 exons. NCBI's taxonomy places the organism in Eukaryota, Viridiplantae, Streptophyta, Magnoliopsida, Asterales, Asteraceae. Gene Ontology annotation, cellular component: nucleus. Bases 106 to 1590 code for a protein of 494 amino acids.
GGAAGGUGUAGGUCCCUUUUGCUCUCAAGCUUUUUAGAGAGAGAAAUAGGGUUUUAGAGCGAGAGACCAAGGGUUUUUAAACCUCCCUCAAGAACCAAUUAUUCAAUGGAAGAAGCUUCAUCACCAUUGUCGCAGCCUAAAAAGAGAGGUAGGCCCAAGGGCUCCAAGAAGAUCACCAGGGAAGAACGAGAGAUUUCAGGUCUCAAGAUGAGAGACAGAGCUUCCGCUGUCGGAAACAAGAAAGCGGCCGUCGUCGACGAGAAGUACAAUAACUGGAAGUCCGUCGUCCCCAUUCUUUAUGAUUGGCUUGCUAACCAUAACCUCGUUUGGCCCUCUCUCUCUUGCCGAUGGGGACCAUUGCUGGAACAAUCGAAGAACAAGAAUAAGCAGCGUCUGUAUCUUUCGGAACAGACUGACGGUAGUGUUCCAAAUACACUAGUAAUAGCAAAUUGUGACGUAGUGAAGCCAAAAGUUGCUGCAGCAGAACACAUAUCUCAGUUCAACGAGGAAGCUCGUUCUCCCUUUGUAAAGAAGUUCAGAACUAUCAUUCAUCCUGGAGAGGUGAACAGAAUUAGGGAACUGCCACAAAACAAGAACAUAGUUGCUACACAUACAGACUGCCCAGAGGUCCUCAUUUGGGAUAUUGAAGCACAGCCUAAUCGUUACGCUGUUCUUGGAGCUGCUGAAUCUCAUGCUGAUUUGGUGCUUACAGGACAUUCGGAUAAUGCAGAAUUUGCCCUUGCAAUGUGCCCAUCUGAACCUUAUGUACUCUCUGGAGGAAAGGAUAAAUAUGUGGUUUUGUGGAGUAUUCAUGACCAUAUAUCAACACUGGGUGGAGGAGACUCAACCAACACUUCAGGAUCUACAGGGUCAAUUGUUAAAAGUGUUAAUAAUGCUUCUCUGGGGCCUCGUGGGAUCUUUCAAGGGCAUGAGGAUACGGUUGAAGAUGUGCAGUUCUGUCCAACAAGUACACAGGAAUUCUGUAGCGUUGGAGAUGAUUCUUGCCUGAUACUGUGGGAUGCAAGAGUUGGAACCGACCCGGUCAUGAAGGUCGAAAAGGCACAUAAUGCUGACGUUCACUGCGUUGAUUGGAGUCCUCAUGAUGAGAACUAUAUUCUCACCGGGUCAGCUGAUCACUCUGUUUGCAUGUUUGACCGCCGAAAUCUAACUUCUGAUGGAGUCGCCUCUCCUGUUCAUAAAUUUGAAGAACACAGAGCUCCUGUUCUUUGUGUCCAGUGGUGUCCAGACAAGCGUUCUGUCUUCGGGAGUUCAGCAGAGGAUAGCUGUGUAAAUAUCUGGGAUUAUGAACAGGUUGGUAAAAAGACAGAACACGGGACAAAAUCUCCAAACUCUGCUCCGGGGUUGUUCUUCAAACAUUGUGGGCACAGGGACAAAGUGGUAGACUUCCAUUGGAAUGUGUAUGAUCCAUGGACUGUUGUUAGUGUAUCUGAUGAUGUUGAAACAACAAGUGGUGGUGGUACCCUUCAGAUUUGGCGAAUGAGCGAUUUGAUAUACCGACCCAGGGAUGAAGUGUUGACGGAAUUAGAGGACUUCAAGGCUCAUGUUGCUACAUGUGGUCCACGGGCAUAGCAUCAUUGUUUUUAUACGUUUUAUGUUUGAUUUAAGAUUAGGUUGUUUGCUAGCUUGAAACCUAUGAAGAACAGAAUUAGGAGGAAUAAUAUGAAUUUCAAGUGGAUCCUUAGCAUUAGCAAUUUUAUAAUGUUGAUGGUAGAAUUGGUGUGGAAAUUUUGGUUCAGUUUCAUCGUUUUGAGAAUGUUU